Molecule: messenger RNA, 537 nt
Organism: Hibiscus syriacus
Lineage: Eukaryota; Viridiplantae; Streptophyta; Magnoliopsida; Malvales; Malvaceae
Product: late embryogenesis abundant protein-like
Exons: 2
Coding region: 20-523 (167 amino acids)
Biological process (GO): response to water
Source: RefSeq, a predicted model, not a curated record
AUAAAAGUUUCAUACGAAGAUGGCUGAUUUAAGAGACAAGCAUGGCAACCCCAUUCAACUGACCGACGAGCACGGCAACCCGGUUCAAUUGACCGAUGAAUAUGGUCAUCCCAUGAACGUCACCGGUAUAGCCACCACCACCAAGCAUCCACCUGUGCACGGUGGUCAGAACCAGAUGGUGGAACCCCAGGCUCGUCCUGCUCCUGCCUCCGAGUCUCAGCUGCAGCAGCAACAGCAGUAUCGGCCGCCGCCUACACCGCCACGCUACGAGGUUUCAAACAAGGAAGACAUCCAGCCCUCCGCCAUCUCCGGCACCAGCUUGGAUGACGAAAAGAAGAAAUGGCAGGAGGACAAAAUAAAAGAGAAACUAACAGCAGGUGGAAAUCACGAGGAGGAGGAAUCUCAGACCACCGUCAAAACCUCCGUCACAACCACCGGAACCACCACACCACUUGCGCAGCCACAGCUUGAGCAGGAGGAGCUGUGUUUGAGGGAGAAGAUCAAGGCAAAAUUGCCCUGGUGAAUCAACGUGUCAUU